CUCCGCCGGGCGCACGGGGGAUCAGCUGGCGGGCGGGCUAGUUAGCGAGCGAGCGGGCGGGCGGGCGCCGAACGAGCCCCGGCUCAGACUGCAGCGCCGCCUCCUCUCCGCGUCGCAGGUCGGCCCGGCGGCCGUGACAAUGUUGCGGGGCUGGUAGCUGGGCUCCGGCCGCCGAGCCGUCUCAAGUUUAAACUUACACGAAUCGCUCUCUGGAGGAGGAGGGGACCCGCCGCGCGAUUGACACGCAUAUUCCUAUAGGCAUCCUCCCUCAGCCCCCACCCCCACGACCGGAUUCGGGUGGCUCCUCGCGGAGCUGAAAUCCGAGAAGAAAUCCUUAGAUCUCUUUUCUUUAAAAAAAAAAAAAUCUAGAAACCAUCGGCAUUUUGCUUUGCUGCUUCCUAUUUGCAAGAUGAAGAAGUUUUUCGACUCCCGACGAGAACAGGGUGGCUCUGGCCUGGGCUCGGGCUCCAGCGGAGGAGGGGGCAGCACCUCAGGCCUGGGCAGUGGCUAUAUCGGAAGGGUCUUUGGCAUCGGGCGACAGCAGGUCACAGUGGACGAGGUGUUGGCAGAAGGUGGAUUUGCUCUCGUGUUUUUGGUGAGGACAAGCAAUGGAUUAAAAUGUGCCUUGAAACGCAUGUUUGUCAACAAUGAGCAUGACCUCCAGGUGUGCAAGAGGGAAAUCCAAAUCAUGAGGGACCUGUCAGGACACAAGAACAUUGUGGGUUACAUUGAUUCUAGUAUCAACAAUGUGAGUAGUGGUGAUGUAUGGGAAGUUCUCAUUCUGAUGGACUUCUGUAGAGGAGGUCAAGUAGUAAACCUGAUGAACCAGCGUCUACAAACAGGCUUUACAGAGAAUGAAGUACUUCAAAUAUUCUGUGAUACCUGUGAAGCUGUUGCCCGCUUGCAUCAAUGCAAAACUCCUAUUAUCCACCGUGACCUAAAGGUUGAGAACAUCCUCUUGCAUGACCGAGGCCACUACGUCCUGUGCGACUUUGGAAGUGCCACCAACAAAUUCCAGAAUCCACAAACUGAGGGAGUGAAUGCUGUAGAAGAUGAAAUUAAGAAAUAUACAACGCUGUCCUAUCGAGCACCAGAAAUGGUCAACUUGUACAGUGGCAAAAUCAUCACUACGAAAGCAGAUAUUUGGGCUCUUGGAUGUUUGUUGUAUAAAUUAUGCUACUUCACUUUGCCAUUUGGGGAGAGUCAGGUGGCAAUUUGUGAUGGGAACUUCACAAUUCCUGAUAAUUCUCGAUAUUCUCAAGACAUGCACUGCCUUAUUAGGUAUAUGUUGGAACCAGACCCUGACAAAAGGCCGGAUAUUUACCAGGUCUCCUACUUCUCAUUUAAACUACUCAAGAAAGAAUGCCCAAUUCAGAAUGUACAGAAUUCUCCCAUUCCUGCAAAACUUCCUGAACCUGUGAAAGCCAGUGAGGCAGCUGCAAAAAAGACCCAGCCAAAGGCCAGACUGACAGACCCCAUUCCCACCACAGAGACUUCAAUUGCACCCCGCCAGAGGCCGAAAGCUGGGCAGACUCAGCCAAACCCAGGAAUCCUUCCCAUCCAGCCAGCCCUGACACCUCGGAAGAGGGCCACAGUUCAGCCCCUACCUCAGGCUGCAGGAGCCAGCACUCAGCCUGGCCUUUUGGCCAGUGUUCCCCAACCAAAAGCCCAACCCCCACCAAGUCAGCCUCUGCCACAGUCUCAGCACAAGCAGCCACAGGCUCCUCCCACUGCCCAGCAGAUGCCUUCCACCCAGGCCCAGGGUCUGCCCUCUCAGGCCCAGGCCACGCCCCAACACCAGCAGCAGCUCUUUCUCAAGCAGCAGCAGCAGCAGCAACAGCAGCAACCACCACAACAGCCACAGUCACAGCCACAACCACAGCAGCCACCACCACAGCAAGCAGCAGGCACUUUUUACCAGCAGCAGCAGCAGCAGCAGCAGCCACAGCAGCAGGCCCAGACUCAGCAGUUCCAAGCAGUACAUCCAGCAACCCAGCAACCAGCAAUCACUCAAUUCCCUGUUGCAUCCCAGGGAGGCUCUCAGCAGCAGCUGAUACAGAACUUCUACCAGCAGCAGCAGCAGCAACAGCAACAGCAACAGCUGACCACAGCCCUGCAUCAGCAGCAGCUAAUGACUCAGCAGGCAGCCCUGCAGCAGAAGACUGCUGUGGUGGCACCACAGCCCCAGGCCCAGCCAGCAGCGGCUGCACAGCCGGCUUCUGUGCAGGAAUCCACUAUUCAAGCCCCAGUAAGACAACAGCCAAAGGUUCAGACAACCCCACCUCCUACUAUCCAGGGACAGAAAGUUGGAUCUCUCACUCCUCCAUCAUCUCCCAAAACCCAGCGUGCUGGGCACAGACGUAUUCUCAGUGACGUAACCCAUAGUGCAGUCUUUGGGGUCCCUGCCAGCAAAUCAACCCAGCUGCUCCAGGCAGCUGCAGCUGAGGCCAGUCUCAAUAAGUCCAAGGGUGGGAACCUAUCUAGGUCUGCAACCACCACCCCAUCAGGCUCUCCUCGGACCUCGCAGCAAAAUGUCUAUAAUCCGUCCGAAGGUUCUACAUGGAAUCCCUUCGAUGAUGACAAUUUCUCCAAACUCACAGCUGAAGAACUGCUAAACAAAGAUUUUGCCAAGCUAGGGGAAGGCAAGCAUCCUGAAAAGCUUGGUGGCUCAGCUGAGAGUUUGAUUCCAGGUUUCCAGUCAACCCAAGGUGAUGCUUUUACAAACACUUCCUCGUUUUCUGCUGAAAAAAGGAAGGGUGGGCAGGCUGUGGAUUCUGGAGUCCCACUUCUAAGCGUGUCUGAUCCUUUCAUUCCACUUCAAGUACCUGAUGCACCAGAAAAAGCUGAUGUUGCUGUUGAGAGCCUCAUACCAGGAUUGGAGCCUCCAGUUGCCCAGCGCCUCCCAUCUCAGACAGAGUCUGUGACCUCAAACCGCACAGCUGCAGAAGAUAGUAAUCUCAUCUCAGGUUUUGAUGUCCCUGAGGGCUCGGAAAAGGUGGCAGAAGAUGAGUUUGACCCUAUUCCUGUACUGAUAACCAAAAACCCACAAGGUCUCCAGAGAGAGCCUAAUCCCUGCCCUGUAAUUACUGUAGAGCACUUUAAAGAAUCAACGGGCAUUAAAGGCCUUCCCCUGUAUCCAGACCCCUCCAGCGUACCUGGUGCAAAGACUCAGAACAACUUAGAAUCUGACUACUUGGCCCGAGAUGGUCCUUCAAGCAACAGCUCUUUCCACAGCAGUGAAGAGGAAGGGACUGACCUGGAGGGAGACAUGCUGGACUGCAGUGGGUCUCGACCUCUCCUCCUGGAGUCUGAAGAGGAAGAUGAGAGCUGUAGGCCUCCCCAGGGAAAGCUGGGAGGAGCCAUUCCCUUUACUCCAUCUGAAGUCUCUACUGAGCAAGGCAGAGUGGCACAAGGUGGAAGAAAGAAUCAGUUUCAGCCCCUCACACAGUCAACCACCGAUGUUCACAAUGAGCCAGAUGUUUUUGCCACAGCUCCCUUCAGGAGCUCAAGGAUUCCAACUGAUGACAUGGACAUUUUCUCCAAAGCGCCAUUUGUCUCCAAAGGCAAUGUGGCUUCUUCCCAGCCAGAGGAGGUGGACGUGUUCUUAAGAGCUCCUUUUACCAAGAAGAAAAGCAUGGAGGAGUUACCAGCUGUUCAGGCCUCCUCCCAGGAGCUGCCUGUCCCUGCAGGUCUCCUCAGUCAGACAGGUGAUGUUCCUCUUCUCUCAAGUCUUGAUAGAGCAGUAUACACCACUGUCCAAGCUCAGUAUUCCAUAGCUAGUUUUGUGCAACAAUCUAACCUCCCUUCCCAUCCUGUGCAAGCAGCAGACCAUCUUGACAGCAUUUCUCCCAGAGGAUCCUCCGUGGAAUCGGGGAGCCAUCCAAAUGACAGAAACAAAGGACCUCAACCCCACAAAGAAGCUGUCUCAAGCCCUGUGGCUGGCAAACCAUUCCGACCCCAAUCUUUAUCCAAAUAUUCUCGUCACUAUAGCCCAGACGACGAGCCAAGUCCAGAAGCUCAGCCCAUUGCUGCCUACAAAAUUGUCUCUCAAACCAAUAAGCAGUCAAUAGCUGGCUCUGUUUCCAUCACAUCCCUUUCCUCCAGGACUAUGGAGCUGCCCGCUUCUGAUCCUUUUGCGUUAGCACCCUUUCCUUCUAAAGCAGGCAAGCAGAAACCUUAGGA
Dipodomys spectabilis (banner-tailed kangaroo rat) is the source of this 4182-nucleotide messenger RNA. RefSeq names its product AP2 associated kinase 1 (gene Aak1). Bases 410 to 4180 code for a protein of 1256 amino acids. The transcript has 20 exons. Gene Ontology annotation, biological process: protein phosphorylation. The record is from RefSeq and is a predicted model, not a curated record. Lineage: Eukaryota; Metazoa; Chordata; Mammalia; Rodentia; Heteromyidae. Gene Ontology annotation, molecular function: ATP binding; protein kinase activity.